This is a messenger RNA of Nicotiana tabacum (common tobacco), 1385 nucleotides long. Lineage: Eukaryota; Viridiplantae; Streptophyta; Magnoliopsida; Solanales; Solanaceae. The record is from RefSeq and is a predicted model, not a curated record.
UCUCAUUAGUUAAUACUCCAAUGUUAGACAAUUGAAUAGUCACACCAUAGGAGCUAGUGACGGAACUGAUUACUAAUGUUAAAAAUGCAGUGGGCAGAAGAGGGAAUUUUCAGUUCCAAUUAUUUUUUAAAGCUUGGCGUUGCUUUACCCAACAAGACGAAGAGUUGGUGGCGGAGAUGGUAAAGAGACGGCGGCAAGCGGUGAAUGAGGCGGAGAUAACCCCUCAGUUCUUCAAGAUUAUUCUCUCUCCUCAUGCCUCUAAAUUACGCAUCCCAGAUGAAUUUGUAAUGAAGUAUGGGGCCAACAUGCGAGAUCUUGUGGCCCUUGAGGUCCCAAGUGGCGCAAUAUGGAAAAUAAAAUUGCAAAACUCUAAUGGCAUGGCAUGGCUGAAGGAGGGUUGGGACCAGUUCAAGGAGUACUAUUCAAUUGGUUGUGGUUACUUUUUACUCUUUAAAUAUAAUGGAAUCUCUCAUUUCUCUGUCUCCAUAUUUGAUUUAAGUGCUUCCGAGAUUGAAUAUCCUUCUGGCCCAAGUGAAGAUAUGACACCAGAGAAUUUUGUAAAGAUAGUGGGUGAUGCUAGUCAUAGAAAGAAGGAAGGUGGGCCUGAGACAAACAAUAAUGCAUGUGAUGACAUCGUGGACGAUUUUCUGAGAAAGAAGACUGCAAAAGUUACAAAAGUAGCAGAUCAUUCAUAUUCAAGAAGACAAAAGUCUAGCGUUCCAGAAUGGCAGGAUCGUAUCAGGGUGAACCUUGAGAAACCACACGUGGAAGAGGAUUUGUAUUGUGCAACAGAAAAAGAAAAAAGGAAGGAGAUUAAGAAGGAGAAACUUGAAAAACAAAACAUGGAGAAGAAUUUGUAUCAUGCAGCAGAUAAAGGAAAAGCAGAGCACUGCAAAGAAGCACUAGAUCCCCCAGCCUCUAAGAUGACAAAUACUUGCAGAUGCAAUAAAAGGAAAUAUUCUACGAGUUUGAAGGAACCACAUUGUAGGCAUCCUCUACGAAGUAAAAGUAAACCGGUGGAAGUGGUGAAGCUUGACCAAUCAAAAACAGAAGCGACUAUGCACUGUGUAAAACCAAAGAAUACAGUAGUUGCAGAUUCUUCACAUUCUGGAAGACAAAAAACUGCCGCUCCAAUAUCCUGUCCAGAAACAAAAGAUCCUAAGAAGGUGAAGCUUGAAAAAGUGAACUCGGAAGAGGAUUUCCAUUGUGCAGCACCAAAAGCAAGGAGGGGGGAGACUAACAUUGAGAAACUUGAAAAGCAAGAUGUGCAACAGAAUUUGUAUGCUGAAGCAUAUAAAUUUAAAGGUAUUUGGUUUUAAUAUUUGUGGUUACUCUCAUUGAUGCUGCUGGUCAGUAACAAGAAAAUUUUCCUUUGUGAGUCUCAU